CAGCAACAAAGUGCUUUUUCUGCCUCCCACUGGUGCUUUCUCCAGAAGACCUCUUCCGUCAGAUCAUUGCUAGAAAAAGCUGCUCCAGAUGUUUCGCUCGAUCUUGGGAAUGGGCUCUGGCUCUAGAUCUGCCUCCAAGUCCAGCUCCAAGGCUGCUUCCUCUGGCGCUACUGCCUCCUCUGCCUCCUCCAUUGCUUCCUCUGCUUCUUCUCUUUCCAACUUGCCCACCACAUCUACAGACAACUUGGAGCUCAUUUUCGACGAAAUCCACGAUUUUGAAAUAGCUUUAAAGGCCAUGGACUACUUGUUUGACGACAACCAGAAGUUGGGCAUUGAUUUGUUGGAAAACAAUUUUCCAAAGAAAAAGGCCAUAACCACUCUAGCAUUGAGUGUCAUUUCGUUCAUAGAGGCAACUUUGGGGUUUGAGCCUGAUUCAAUCAAAAAAACAAACGAAAUCCUAUACCAAUCUGAAAAUCUUUCCUUGAAAUUCAAAAAUUUACAACUAAAUAACAACAUUCAAAACUCUUCAAUCUACCCAAUUGGAACUUUAUACAGCUUAACCUAUGCUGAAUCAAUUCUAUUAAAUGCCCUUAUUAUGUUAUUGAAUGAAUCGGCUAUCGACUCUUUAAAGGCUCUAUAUAAAUUAAGAAAAGCUUAUCAUCAAUUAAAUGAAAUUAAUAAAGCAUUUAUCAGCUACGAAAGCAAUCUUCAAAACACCACCACCACCACCACCACCAACAACAACAACAACAACAACAACAACAACAAUUCAUCAUCAUUGUCCUCUUCUUCUUCAAGCUCUCUUUUUUCUGAAACAAAUUCAAACAUCAUCCCCAAUAAACCUCAAAGUAAAAGUGCAGUCUCCUUGCAAUCAAACUAUUCUUCAGCUUCUCAAAUCAAUUAUAAAAAAAAUUCUCAUCUCUUUAAUGAAAUCCCUUUUCAGUUGACUACUCAACAGCAAAAUGAUUUAAAUAUCAUUAAAAAAGCCGAAAAAUGCUAUCAAAUGAAAUCAUCCCGAUUCAAUGGCUCUCAUAUCAAUGCCAUCAAACAAUCCAAAAAAUCUAAAAAUACAAAUCUUAACUCAAAUCUCAAUACUAGCUACUCUCAAUCAACCCCAAAUUUAUCCUCAAUAUCGGAAAAUACUACAAACUAUAAAAACUAUAAAAAUGAUUUUAUUUAUCAACAAAGUUUUUUAAAUCUACUAAAUGAAAACAAAAAUCAUACUCCAGAUAAUUUGAAUUUUUCAACCAUCGAUGAGUUUAUCCACUCUGGUGUUAACCUUUGUUUCGGAAUCCUUCAGGUGGUUCUCUCUUUAAUUCCUCCUGCCAUUGGCAAGGUGCUCUCUAUUGUUGGUUUUAAAGGUUCAAGAGAAAUAGGUCUUAAAAUGCUCUGGAAAGCAUCUCAGGAACGUAAUAUACAUGGUUCAUUAGCUACUUUAGGUUUACUUACUUUUUACGAUGGUCCUUUACAGUUUAUUGAUACAGACUUUGACUUGCCGCCAACUUUAAACCAUAAUUAUCAAAAUGAAAAUCAAAAUGAAAUUCAUAAUGAAAAUGAAAUUCAUAAUGAAAAUGAAAACACUAUCAUUAAUCAAGACAAUAAAGAGUGUAAAUUCAAAAGACUAUCAAUUAUCUACUCUAACACUUCAACUAUAUCCAAUAAAAAAAACUCUUUAUCUGUAUCAAGAACCUUGAGCAGAAAGAAAACUAUCUUGGAAUCAAAGGCAAUUGUCGGUAACGGUUUACCAACUUUAUUACAUCCAGGUAAAAACCUUGAAAUCGCUCUAUUGAAAUCAAGAUCCUUAUUUCCUCACUCAGCUUUAUGGCUAUUACAAGAAGCAAGAAUGUUGGCCUCAAAGGGCAAAUUAGUAAAAGCAGUUGAUCUCAUGGACAAUUUUUCAAACCAAAAUACUAUCAAAAUGAAACAAAUCGAAGCUUUAUUAGUGUUCGAUAGAGCAAUGAUCUUGGUGUUUUUACAUCGCUAUGAGAGAGCUGCAAAUGAAUUUCUUUAUUUAAUUCAAAUUAACGCUUGGUCUCAUGCACUAUACUCAUUCUUUGCCGGCGCUUGUUAUUUGGAAGGCUAUAGAAUGUGUAAGUUAAAUCUAUAUGAAUUAACUGAUCUUGAUAUCAAAAAUGGCAUUAAUACAGUAAUCGACAAACAAAACUGGUAUGCAAAAGAAGCUGAAUUAAAAAUCUUGCAAUCUCCGGAUUUAAUAGAAAAAAAAAACUUUAUGAAUAGAAAAAUGCCCUUUGAUAGAUUCUUAUUAAGAAAAAUUGACUCAAUUAAAAAGAAACAAAAUAGAUAUAAAUUACCCUUCAUUGAUUGUGUAGGAACUUCAUUAGCACACGAACUCGCUUAUUUUUGGAAUGGCUAUAAUAGAAUGCCAGUUGACCAUCUUGAACUCACUUUAAAAUUAUUAGAUUAUCAUUCAUCAAUCAAUGCACUAAUCGAUGAAGACGAAAAUGAAAAAAUGAUAAGAUGCACCCUUGAAGCUAUCACACUUAGAAGAUUGGGCAAAAUUGCUUCAGGCAGACAAUUACUAGAUGAAAUGGUUUUGCAGAAUAUUAUUGCAUUUGAUUCUAGUCUCCCUGGUGGAUGCAAAUUAAUUAAAUUGAACCACGAUCCUUGGUUAUAUCCAACAGCUUUAUAUGAGCGUGCAUUGUUUACUUGGAAAGAAUUUGAUGUGGAAGGUUUAGAAGAAUGCAAACAAUGGUUGCAUUAUGCACAAAACUAUGAAGACGAUUACGAACUUAGUGCAAGAAUUUCAAUGAAAAUAAAAGGUGCAAUUGAUAGACUAGAAGGCUUGCAAUUAUAAUUUAUUCAAAAGGUCUUUUUUUUAAAAAAAAACAAGUAUAUUCAAGUUUAAAAGGAUAUAAUCAAGUGAAAGAGUUUAUUUUAAUCUUAUUUGGUCUGACUUUAUUUUACUUCAUUUUAUUUCGUACUAUUUUAUUUCAUACUAUUUUAGUUCAUUUUGUUUCACCUCACUUAUUUUUUUUAUAUUUCUUCUGCAAAAAACAACAAUAUAGAACUAGAAUGGAAACUUUUAUUUAUCAAUUAUAUAGUUUUAUUAGAUUUAAUUUGAAAAAAAC
Molecule: messenger RNA, 3089 nt
Organism: Ascoidea rubescens DSM 1968
Lineage: Eukaryota; Fungi; Ascomycota; Saccharomycetes; Ascoideales; Ascoideaceae
Exons: 1
Coding region: 110-2815 (901 amino acids)
Cellular component (GO): nucleus; mitochondrial outer membrane; cytosol
Source: RefSeq, a predicted model, not a curated record